AUGAAGGAGAUCACUAUUGAUGAAAAUGAAAGUGCCAUCAGUGUAUGCAGGAGGGUGCUAAGUGGCUCAGAAACUGAUGAAAGAAUUCAAGAAACGGAGACAGCUGUCGAUGGUACUGUAUGGACAAAAAUUGCCGAAGGUGGUACUCCAGGAAGGUCAUCAUCUAAUUGUGUCUUCAAGGGUUGCACAGAAGAAGAGGGCAGUCGAAUUUCGGAGUACGAUUGGACAACAUCGUUACCGGAAAUACGUGCAUUUAUUGGAAUUUUAUAUGCUCGUGGGGCCUAUGAGGCAAAAAAAUUGAAAUUGACUUAUUUAUGGUCAGCAAAGAAGACAUGGCAGAUCAAAGUGUUAAGAAGUAAUUUGUCUAAACUGUCGGUACAAGUCGAAGAAAUUCUUAAGUCAGAGAUAAUUGGUAAUAAAUGUGAUAAUUUGGAUGCUGAAGCAACAAAUUCAAGCAAUGGUGGUAAAUUACUUAAUGAUAAUAGUACAAGAUCAGAAACAAAUCCAAAAGUCGAAGAAAUUUGUUUCCUAAAGUCCACAGAAUCUGAAUGUGAAUACGAUAUAUCAGAAGAAUCACACAAGCUCUUCCAAUGCACAUUGUGCUCCAAAUCCUACACCAAACAAAGCAAUUUAAAGGAGCACUUCAGAAUACACACUAAAGAAAACCUUUACAAAUGCAAAACAUGCCAAAAAAUCUUUACUCGACAAUCUCAUCUCACCCGUCACUCCCACAUGCACUCGGGUGCAAAACCAUUCACAUGUCAAUACUGCCUUCGUGGAUUCUUACAACGCAGCAACUUAUUAACACACAUCCUAAUUCACACCAAAGACUCUUCUUACAAAUGUUGUGGUAAAGUUUUCAAGAACCUGAAUCGUUUACAAGAACAUAAAAUUACACAUGGGGACAAACAGUCUUAUGACUGCGAUGUAUGUGGUAAAAAGUUUGGGAAUGUGGUGUCUUUGUCGAAACAUAAAAUGAUUCAUUCGGAUGACAGGCCUUUUGAAUGCACAGUGUGCGGGAAAGGGUUUACUAGAAGACAUGUUUUGACUAAUCAUAUGCAUGUGCACAAGGCUACAAAAUUUGUAUAA
Messenger RNA from Ctenocephalides felis (cat flea), 1089 nucleotides. Its product is annotated as zinc finger protein OZF-like. The record is from RefSeq and is a predicted model, not a curated record. The transcript has 3 exons. NCBI's taxonomy places the organism in Eukaryota, Metazoa, Arthropoda, Insecta, Siphonaptera, Pulicidae. The coding region runs from base 1 to 1089 and encodes 362 amino acids. Gene Ontology annotation, biological process: regulation of DNA-templated transcription. Gene Ontology annotation, molecular function: DNA-binding transcription factor activity, RNA polymerase II-specific; RNA polymerase II cis-regulatory region sequence-specific DNA binding.